GGUUUACAGGAGGUGCCUGGAGACUGGCCACACAGGGAUAAAAGCAGUAAGAAGCCCUUCAGCAUUUAUUUUAAUUUUAACACCGUGUGCAAGGCUGCAGACAGUGUUCGGUCAUACCCGUCCCUUUCCAGGAGCACAAGCAGGAGUCAAGGCUGCAGCACGCUGAGGGAAGGAAUGCUGACAGCAUCAGGAGCUGCUCCCCCCCUCACACAGGUUAUGUAAUGCUGCUCACGCAGCAGCCACGCACCCUCCACUUCUCCACUUCUCCAGGCAAUACACGACAAGAAUCAGGGGAAUCCCCGAUUUCACUAUCCAUGUCCAGCCUUGCUCAGAGCUAUUUUGCAUACAUGGUCCUGCACUAUAAAAUGCUUUUGCCUCCCGGGAGGGAUACAGAGCCUGAGAGGUGAAAGGCAAGAAACUCUGACAGAGAGAAGUCUCUCCUGGCAGGCCUGGGACGCCUCUCACAAAAGCACGGAGCAAAGUGUCGGACUCAGUUUCCUGCUCUAGUUCCAAGCUGUCCAGCUGCUCUGAAAACUUUGUUCUUCCUUUCUGCUGAUUUAAAGGUUUGUGCAUGUAACAGGUAACUCUGUCAGUGCUAUCCACAGAACCCUGCGGUGCAGGACACAAAGCAGCUUCUUGCCCUGACUGCCACUGAAGGGAAAUAAGUGUUCCCACAUCACACAAAACAAGGUUUCAGCACAGCGAAGUAAAACCUCAAAAAAAGCAUACAAAAUGCUGUGCCCGUGGCAGUUUGUGUUCAAAUCUCAUGCUGCCAAGAGCCGGUACCCCAGAGAGAAGGAUAUCAACAACAACGUGGAGAAAAAUAGGAAGAUCCAUGGCUCAGGAAAAGAUGAUGCCAAAUUGCACGAUCCAAGCAAGAAGCAGAUGGAGAAGCCGCCUAUCGUAACUUCAGCAAUGCCCAGUGAGGGAGGAGAGAAUCUCUCUCCAAAUGGCAUCAAAGUUUCAAACCAAAUACCAGGAUGUCCAAGACAUAUAAGUAUAAGAAACUUGGAAAGUGGAUCCAGCUUUCUUGACACGCUACACCUGACUGCAAAAGAGGUUAUCAGUUGCCAGACCAAAGCCUGCCAAGGGUCGCUCAUGACUCCAAAGGGCCUGGUGAGAGGUACCAGAGAUGGGCCAGUUCCACUGGAAGAUCUUUUACCUCAGGCAAUAGACUUCCUCAAGCAGUACUACAGUUCAUUUAAAGAGCCGAAUAUCAAAGAACAGCUGGGCCGGCUGGAGACAGUGACCAAGGAGAUAGAAACAAGAGGAACCUACCAGCUGACAAAGGAUGAGCUGACCUUUGCUGCCAAGCAGGCCUGGAGGAACGCGCCCAGGUGCAUUGGGAGAAUCCAGUGGUCCAACCUGCAGGUGUUUGAUGCACGGGACUGUAAAACGGCCAAGGAAAUGUUUGAGCAUAUCUGUCAUCAUAUUCAGUAUGCCACAAACAAUGGGAAUAUAAGGUCAGCCAUCACCGUGUUCCCGCAGAGGACGGACGGGCAGCACGAUUUCCGUGUGUGGAACAGCCAGCUGAUCCGCUAUGCUGGCUACCCAAUGCCAGAUGGCUCUGUCCUUGGAGACCCUGCCACUGUGGAGUUCACUCAGUUGUGCAUCGACCUUGGGUGGAAGCCGAAAUAUGGCCGCUUUGAUGUACUUCCACUUGUUCUCCAAGCAAAUGGCCAAGACCCAGAAAUAUUUGAAUUACCUCCAGAAAUUAUCCUCCAAGUGCCAAUGGAGCAUCCAAAGUACGAGUGGUUUAAGGAGCUGGACCUGAAGUGGUAUGCGCUGCCUGCUGUGGCCAACAUGCUGCUGGAGGUGGGAGGGCUGGAGUUCACCGCGUGUCCCUUCAAUGGCUGGUACAUGGGGACAGAGAUCGGAGUGCGGGACUUCUGUGACGCGCAGCGCUACAACAUCCUGAAGGAGGUAGGGAGGAGAAUGGGACUGGAAACAAACAAACUGUCAUCAUUAUGGAAGGACCGAGCUGUUGUAGAGAUCAAUGUGGCUGUGCUUCACAGCUUCCAGAAACAGAAUGUGACCAUCAUGGAUCACCACUCUGCCUCCGAGUCCUUCCUGAAGUACAUGCAGAGCGAGUACCGCGCACGGGGCGGCUGCCCGGCAGACUGGGUGUGGAUUGUGCCUCCCAUGUCAGGCAGCAUAACACCCGUGUUCCACCAAGAGAUGUUGAACUAUGUCCUCACUCCCUUCUAUUACUACCAGGUGGAUGCAUGGAAAACACAUGUGUGGCAUGAUGAGACCCGAAGGCCAAAGAAAAAAGAAAUAAAGUUUAGCAUCUUGGCAAAGGCUGUGCUCUUUGCGUCCUCACUCAUGCGAGGAGCAGUGGCCACCAGGACCAAGGUCACCGUGAUCUACGCGACAGAGACGGGCAGGUCAGAGACACUCGCCAACAACCUGAGCAGCCUGUUCAGCUGUGCCUUCAGCACUAAGAUUCUGUGCAUGGAUGACUACAACAUUUGUGACCUGGAAAAAGAAACACUUCUUUUAGUGGUUACUAGCACUUUUGGAAAUGGAGAUUCUCCAGGUAACGGAAAGACCUUGAAGGACUCCUUGCUCAGGCUGAAACUGCUGAGAAAUAAAAUUAGAUAUGCUGUGUUUGGGCUGGGCUCCAGCAUGUACCCAGAGUUCUGUGCCUUUGCUCAUGCCAUUGACCAAAAACUGGCCCAACUCGGGGCUUCCCAGCUCGCUCCAGUGGGCGAAGGGGAUGAACUCAAUGGGCAAGAGGAAGCUUUCCGCAGCUGGGCAGUCAGUGCUUUCAAGACCGCCUGUGACAUUUUUAAUGUCCGUGGGAGACACAGUAUUCAGUUGCCUGAGAUCUACACCUCUGAGGAGAGCUGGGACCCUACCAAUUACAGGCUGGUGCAUGACUCCCAUGGACCCAUGGACCUGGCUAAAGCUCUUGCAAGCAUUCAUGCCAAGGAUGUAAUUCCCAUGAAGCUGAAAUUCAGGCAGAAUCUUCAAAGUUUGAAGUCCAGUCGUGUUACCAUUCUGGUGAAACUUCACUGUGAGCCCAAUCAGGAAGUGCACUACCUUCCUGGGGAGCACAUCGGGAUUUUCCCAGGCAAUCAGGCAGAAUUAGUCCACGGCAUUAUUGCACGUGUCAAGGAUGCCCCUCCAGCAGAUCAGACUAUCAGGCUUGAAACCUGCAUUGAUGGUGGAUACUGGACAAGUCACAAAAAGAUUCCACCCUGCACACUACCUGAGGCUUUGACAUACUUGCUUGAUAUCACUACUCCACCCUCCCAACAACUGCUAAAAAAACUCUCCCAGCUGGUGACAGUGGAAGGAGACAAGCAGAGGCUGGAGGUGUUGUGUCAGAGCACAGAAGAAUACAAUAAAUGGAAGUUUUACCACAGCCCAAACAUCCUGGAGGUCCUGGAGGAGUUCCCCUCUGCUGAGGUCUCCACAGCUUUCCUGCUGACUCAGCUGCCAUUUCUGAAGCCCAGGUACUAUUCUGUCAGCUCCUCCUGUGACAUGACAGCCAGAGAGAUUCAUCUGACAGUUGCAGUUGUAAACUACAGGACAAGAGAUGGAGAAGGUCCUUUGCACCACGGAGUCUGCAGCACGUGGCUGAACACAAUAGAGCUUGAUGAAACCGUUCCCUGCUUCAUCCGCAGUGCUAAUGAGUUCCACCUCCCGGAGGAGCCAGCCAAGCCCUGCAUUCUGAUCGGGGCGGGCACGGGGAUUGCUCCCUUCAGGAGCUUCUGGCUGCAGCGCCUCUAUGACCUGGAGCACAGAGGCCUCACGGGAGGGGACAUGACCUUGCUGUUCGGCUGCCGGCAGCCAGACCUGGAUCACAUCUACAGAGAGGAGACUGAGGAAAUGAAGAGGAGGGGAGUCCUGAGAGACAUCUACACAGCUUACUCCAGGCUGCCUGGCCAAGAGAAAGUGUACGUCCAGGACAUCCUGCAGAGGCAGCUGGAGGCCCGCGUGUGCGAGGUGCUGCACGGGCAGCAGGGCCACGUGUACGUGUGCGGGGACGUGCGCAUGGCGCGGGACGUGGCGGCGGUGCUGCGGGCGCUGCUCGCCCGGGCCCUGCACCUCAGCCAGCACCAGGCCGACGAGUACUUCCAGCAGCUCAAGAGCCAAAAGCGAUACCAUGAAGAUAUAUUUGGGGCUGUGUUCCCACAUGAAGUCAAAAGAGCUUUGCAACUCACCAGCUGAAGAACAAAUCCACUUGUGUUCUACACAGUACUUGCACAUUUGUUGUUAUUUUCAAAAAACAAAGAGUCAAAUUCUCCUUCUUAUUCUUGUUCAAUCAUGCAUGUGUAUAGGAUUGUAGGAUUUGACUCUUAAGCCUCAGCCUUAAUUAAGUAAAAUAUUAAAUUUACCUUUUGUUGCUAUUUAUUCUGACACGCUUUUAAUACAUUAUCUUAAUAGUGAAACUACAAAUUAUUUUUUUAAUACCAUCUAUGCUAGUAUAAAUCUGAUGGGUUUUGUACAUACAAGGAAAAUGUAGAGUUUUGUACUAAGUUAACUAGAGCUGAAAUCUUUUUUUAAAACGUACUGUUUAUCUUUGUGACUUUAUUUAUAUCAGAUUGGUUUACUAGUAUUUUAUCUUCACUUGAAAGCGAGUGAAUGGAUGGUUGUGUUGCUGGGAGUUGUCUGGCCACGUGCCUGGAUCUGGAGCAAUGUUUGCAAAUGAGAUAAUAAUGUGCUGGUCCCCAAGUGGCAACACCUGCUGCAUCCACCUCAGAUGUACCUGCUCAGCAGGUAGCAGUGGUGAAUUCUGCUUUGUGGGACUCAGGUACACGAACCUCAGCUGUUGUAACAGAGCCUAUAGCAGGAAGAGUCCAAAAAUUCCAAAGCACUUUGUACAUUUGAGUU
Molecule: messenger RNA, 4842 nt
Organism: Hirundo rustica (Barn swallow)
Lineage: Eukaryota; Metazoa; Chordata; Aves; Passeriformes; Hirundinidae
Gene: NOS2
Product: nitric oxide synthase 2
Exons: 28
Coding region: 733-4179 (1148 amino acids)
Biological process (GO): nitric oxide biosynthetic process
Molecular function (GO): nitric-oxide synthase activity; FMN binding; calmodulin binding
Source: RefSeq, a predicted model, not a curated record